AUGGUCAAGGUCACUAUUCUUGGAGCUGGUGUGACCGGCAUGAUGGCCGCGGCCACUCUUCCUCGAGACUACAAUGUUACCAUCGUGGCCGAACACCUUCCUGGAGAUUAUCAUACCAAGGAAUGGGCCAGCCCAUAUGCCGGUGCUAUCUGGGUUGGUGUACACCAAUCGUCACCCCGUGAGCAGGCAAUGCAACUUGAGGGCCUUAUGGGACUCCUCAGACUUGCUGAGACAAAUCCCGAGUCGAGCGUGCGCAGAAUUGAAAUGACUGAGAUUAUGGAUCGCGGCAGUAAAGAGGAUGUCUGGUAUGCCGGUAAGGCUCCCAACUUCCGAUUCUUGUCCAGGGAAGAGUUGCCCGAAGGCGCUCUUUACGGCAUGAAGUACACCACCGUUGUUAUCACGCCGCAAAAGUUCCUUGACUGGCUCUACGAGAGACUCAAGGCCCGUGGCAUCAAGUUCAAGCGGGCUCGUGUGUACUCGUUGGGGGACCUAAAGGGAAUGGGCCACGACGUUCUUAUAAACGCCUCUGGUAUUGGGGCUGAGAACCUCAAGGAUGUCAUGGAAAAGAAUUUGACACCUUGGAGGCUGCAAACUGUCGUUGCUAAAGCUCCCGUCACUUACGACCAAUUAUUUAUCCGCCGAGGAGACAAAGGAUACUACUCAACCGCAUUCUCGCGAAAGGACGGCACCGUCUAUGUUGGAGGUGUUUUGAAAGAGAAUAGCCGUGACCUUUCCAUAUCCGAGGAGCAACGUGCCCACAUCUGCAAAAAUGCCCACCUGAACCAGCCGGAUGUGUUUCCAUCCCCCGAUCCCAAGGAUUGGCCCAUUCUUUACGACCACGUCGGUGUCUAUGCCACCAUGGACCGACGCGUCUGCGGCGUGAGGUGCGAGCGGGAAGACUUGGAUGGGCAGAGAGUCGUUCAUGCCUAUGGACAAAAUGCAGGAGGAUACGUCUACAGCUUUGGUCUCGCUCGUCAGGUGGUGAAGCUCACCCAAGACUACCUAUACGAACUACCUGCGAUGGGCAAGCUAUAG
Fusarium oxysporum Fo47 is the source of this 1035-nucleotide messenger RNA. Its product is annotated as FAD-dependent oxidoreductase. Gene Ontology annotation, molecular function: FAD binding; D-amino-acid oxidase activity. The record is from RefSeq and is a predicted model, not a curated record. The transcript is spliced from 3 exons. The coding region runs from base 1 to 1035 and encodes 344 amino acids. NCBI's taxonomy places the organism in Eukaryota, Fungi, Ascomycota, Sordariomycetes, Hypocreales, Nectriaceae.